AAUCCACUUCCACAGGACGCUGCGGCAGUUGUGCGUCUGAAAACACACAAGGAUCUAGCACGCACUUACUAGCGAGAGGAAGUUACCUUGCUGGCGCACGCAAACCAACCUCGCUGGCAAUGCGCAAGUGAGGCGGGAGGGUGAAUGCAGACAGCUGUGCAAAAUGCCCCACGGUCGCAGAAUCGAAACCUUCGCUGCAAAAGGGCCGAAGUGUCAGCAGUGAAACCAAAGCGCCAGAGAAGGCGCGUCGGCCUCUGUCAGCAAAAGCGCCUGGAGCCAGGGCUCAACCUGUGGGCUGUGUGCCCAGGGAGCGUCCUGCUUCGAGAGGCAGACGCGACCGGGGCAAGCAGCGAUGCGGGCUGACUGCGAGCUCUGCCAGAAGCACCCGUGGCCGCGGCUGGGGAGUGAGGAGAGAGGGACGUCAGCAGGCUGCCGCGGAUCAAAGUGGAGGCUCCCCAGUCAACUAGGGCACCGGGAGAGACCGGGACUGGGGCUGCGAGAACCACUCUAGGGGACAGACCGCAAGCAGCACCGGCUCCAUUGUCAGCCGUGUGUGUGUGUGUGUGUGUGUCCUGCUAGCAGCCCAUUGGCUGGGGGCUGCCUGAUGUCACGGCUGGGUGUUCCUAUAAGCUCCCCAACACAUAACGGGCUCAGGACACUCGUAGACAGGACUCCCGGCAGGGCCGGAGCUGCCCAGGCUGUAGCUGCAGAAGGGGAGGGAGCAGGCUAAAAGGGGAACAAACAAAUGCAAAUCCCAAGCCACCAAACAAUCUGUCAACAAGUCUGACUGCAAGAGGCCCCCAGCCCGGCCAAGCCACCGCCGGCAUUUCUCGGGGGGCCAGCUUGGAUCUCCUAUAGCGCGCGUGUGACUGCUCCAGGGCACCGGCCAGGCGCACCCGCCACCGAGCGCAGGAGACAGCGGGCGCGUAAAGAGCGCGAACGGAGCGCCGGCGCUGCGCCGUGAGCUUCGGACUGAGCCAGCCUUGCCUGCGAAGAGCCCCGGCGCCGUGCGGCGGGGGAUCGGACGCGGGGCCGCCCGAGGCGUGCAUGUCAACAGGGAGCAGAGCGCAGAAGUUGCGCUGCUGCGGGUAGGAAGCCAUGGGAUCGGUGAGUCCCCCCAGCCCGGGGCUUGCUGCGGUCAAUGUGAGCAGCAGCGAGGACACGGGCAGUUCCAGCCUGUCGCAAGACGUCUGGAUGGUGGGCAUGGGCAUCCUGAUGUCUGUGAUCGUGCUGGCCAUCGUCUUCGGCAACAUCCUGGUGAUCACCGCCAUCGCCAAGUUCCAGCGGCUGCAGACCGUCACCAACUACUUCAUCACUUCCCUGGCGUGCGCCGACCUGGUGAUGGGGUUGGCCGUGGUCCCUUUCGGAGCCAGCCACAUCAUGCUGAAGCAGUGGAAGUUUGGGAACUUCUGGUGCGAGUUCUGGACCUCCUUAGACGUGCUGUGUGUCACGGCCAGCAUCGAGACCCUCUGCGUCAUUGCCGUGGACAGGUAUUUCGCCAUCACCUCCCCCUUCAAGUAUCAGAGCCUGCUGACCAAGAGCAAAGCCAGGAUUGUCAUCCUCUUGGUCUGGGUGGUGUCGGUUUUGACCUCUUUCUUGCCUAUCCAGAUGCACUGGUACAGAGCAGAGGGCCCGGAAGCCGAAAAGUGUUACAAAGAUGAGAAUUGCUGUGACUUCUUCACCAACCAAGCCUAUGCCAUCGCUUCUUCCAUCAUCUCCUUCUACUUGCCUUUGGUGGUCAUGGUCUUCGUCUAUGCCAGGGUCUUCCAGGUAGCCAAGAAGCAGUUGAAGAAGAUAGACAAAUGUGAAAGGAGGUUUCAUAACCAGAACAGCCACCAGCAGGAGCAGAACGGGAGAGCAAAUCACAGGAGAACCUCCAAGUUUUGUUUGAAGGAGCACAAAGCCCUGAAAACCUUGGGGAUCAUCAUGGGCACCUUCACUUUGUGCUGGCUUCCCUUCUUCAUAGUCAACAUCGUGCACGUGAUACAGGACAACAUUAUCCCCACUUACCUGUACAUCCUCCUGAACUGGUUGGGAUACGUCAACUCCGGCUUCAACCCCCUUAUUUACUGCAGAAGCCCGGACUUCAGGUAUGCUUUCCAGGAGCUCCUGUGCCUCCGGCGAUCUGCCCUGAAGAUGCACGCCAAUGGAUAUUCCAACAGCAACGGGAAAAGUGACUUCAACGAGGAGGACGAUGGAUAUCAGUUGGGACAAGACAAAACGUGUGAAUUGCUGUGUGAUGGAGCGGGGCCACCUGCCAGUGAGGACUUAUUGCACUGUAAAGAGAUCCCUGGGUGUCCUGGAAUGGUGGAAAGUUGAAUGGGCUGAAGUGUCUUCCUCACCACGCUGAGCUCACAAGAGCUCUGGAGAGAGAAAGCAGGAGCACAGCUGUGCUUCUCUGAGGCUGGUGAAACCGUGGGAAACUAUUGCUUUGGCAACUGCCUUCAUCUCAGCCCAUCACCCAUAGUGAGUCACCCGAAGGAGAAGCUGAUGAAGGAGUGGCAGCGACUCAGGCGAGGAUCCAUCAGCGCAUCAAGCAUCUGAGGGGGAUAUAAGAGCCCUGAAAGAGCCACAUCUCAGGAACCAGCCAUAUGAAAUUGAAUCCACUCUGGGAAGGUGAUAGCAUGGCCCAACAACACAGCACGGAAUGAGUUGAGUUUCCAUGCAGGAGGAAAAAGACAUCCAGGGGUUUCCCUGUCAUGUCAACCUCGGAAAGUAUAGUUUCAAGAAAAUCUCUAGGGCUGCCCUGUCCUCUCCAUUGGUCAAUUCAUGGAAAAGAAGCCAAGCUCACGGCCUCCUAGCCAGGCCAAGGGAUUGCUAGGAACAUGGCCAUAGGUUUUUGUCCACAUGCUGGCAGUGGGGUUCAGAUGAAACAGGAACCUUUUAAAGACUAAAAAGACAAGGAAUACUGAAGUUUGCUUUUAUUUACUCUGUGUUUAUACAGAGGAAGAGACAGAGAAGAUGCCAUGGGUAGAAACUAAUAAAUUCCCAAUACGCCACUCAGUCCAACUCAGAUAGAAGAGGAACAUUAACAUGGGCCAAAUCUGAGGUCUUCACUCAGACAACACUCUCACAGACCCCAAGACACUGACUUCAAUGACUGUAAGGCACUAGGAUUUGACCCCAUGUUUUUGCACUUAGCAGGGGUGGGAAGAGAUCUGCUUCACCUUUCACUUUUCAGCCCUGAUGGUCAAACAGCACUCGCCACACCCUUGGAGCCCAGUUUUCAGACCUGAGCCCCAAAUGCCAUACAAGGCUCAAAUCCCUCAUUCAGGUAUUGAUAUCAGUGCACGGGCAAGUCAAUCUUUGUUGAAAACUGAGCUCUCUGGCUUAUUAAAUAUACAAAAGGGUUCAAAAUGAAAAGCCCUGAUUUGGUUAUUAAGGGCUUGAUCUGGUGAGGUUCAUAGGCUGCCUAGCAUUGUCCACGAGACACUCAACCUCCACUGGCACCCAGGGGUGUUGGGUGACCAGCACCUCCCAGGAGCUCAGCAUCUCAAAAGAUCAGGAGGCCCUCAUCUCUUUACCCAUGUUGCAAAGAAAAAGGCAGAGAGCUAGAGGUCCACGCAGCGAACCAUUGGAAAGACAAAUUCAAACAGUAGGAAAGCUGUGAUGUUCUUGCAAUUUUGGAUGGCAAAAAGAUAGUCUUGUAUGCCAAGCACCCGGCUCAGCUGAGUGAGUGCAGGAUUCUGCUUAUCAGCCUACUUAACAGCCCCCUGAGUUCUGAGCACCAGCAGCGAUAAUGGAAAUUCUCAGCUUUGCAUGCAGCCCUGUUUUGACAUGAAGUGUGCAGACAGACCGCGCUUCCACCUGGAAAACCUCUCACUAACGUACAGUUGGGUUUCUUUAUUUGCUGCUUGAUGUAACACAAAAACGAGACUGCGGAGCGUUGUUGUAGAGCAGCUUCCGAACCUGUGUCUGCAAGUGGGAGCCACUGACAACUUGUGUAAUGCUGUAAGGUGGCCUUCUGCUCUAGCAAAAUAAAAGCAAGCCACUUCGCUGGGGUUGCCUGAUGUUUAGAAAACAAGAGGCUGCAGUCUGACCUUCUUUAUCUGCUGUGCAGGAUGUGAAGGGUACAGAGCAUGCGUGUGCGUGUGUGUGUGUGUAAGAAAAUGCAUGUUUGUACGCUAAUUAGACUCUGGUACUUUAUAUUCUUAAUAUUGUUUUCUCAAUGCUGCCAUCUACAGCAGAAUCAAAUUUGUUUUAUAUACAGUUGCCUUGUAAGUACCUGGUGGCCAGGUUCUCAGCUGCUGCGAGUUGGCAUAUUUCCACUGAAGAGGAGCUACAUCAGUUGGCAGCAUCUGAUGAUCUGGCUCAGUAUCUCCAACAUGCCUUACACUACCAUACAGUAUAGUGCAUCUGGUUAGAUGUUGGCUGCGAAGUGACUCUGUAGGCAAAUGGGGUAGGCAUUCUCUUCUCCUCAACAGCUCACCCUCAGCCUAGGCCAUUCAAACCGGUGUGACUGAAUGAGGCCAUGAACCUCACUUCUUUAUCCCUUAGCACACUUUCCCGUGAAUUCUUAUGCUGGAGAGAAAACUGUAGGCCUGACUCUGUUAACGUUUGAGGACUGUCCUUUUAUAGAACAAAGCCUAGGAGUCAUUACAGUAACUGACUAGUCAUGGAGUCUCUCUUAGAAAUGGUACCAUGAGUUUUCUCUUCAGGCCAAAGAGUAACACCGAAUCCUUUCAGUUACUUUUCCUGCUAAUACUCUCUUGUGUGGGCGUGGGAGCAGCUGACAGUAACUAAAAUGGACACAGUCUCACUGGUAGCUCACAAACACGCUCCCAAAGUCAUCUCUGAUCUGUUUACCGCCAAUUGCUUCCUCACAGAGUCAUAGGAGAUGGAAGAAAUCUCUUAGACGCUAUCCAGGUCAUCUGCAGAGGCCCUACAGGUUUGUUCCCUAUGUUACAUUUGCUAGUGGCUUGCCAAAUCUAUUUUUAAAUGCCUCAGCCAAUGGGGCUUUCACCCCACUUCCCUUGGGACACCAUUCCACAGCCAAGGUCAGGAACCUUCUACUAAUAUCACACCUACACCUGGUCAUACCUUUCAAGUCCAUGUCACUCAUUAGCACGUUUAAGGGAAGAUGUCCCUUUUCCAAGCUCUGCCCCUUUAACUCUUUUACUCUUUCCUCACAGAUCAGUCUCUCCAGCUCCCUGAUGGUUGCUAUUCUCUGAACUCCUAAUUUGACAUACAAAUAGGCUGAUUCAAUUUUGACUCCAGCUGCAAGAAGUUUGUGACAGAUCCUUUUUCAAACUAGCUCUAGAAGCAAUGCCUGAAGCACUAGCCGUACACGGAUAGCUCCCCAGUAGCAUGUGUGAGGUUGACCUUGCCCUCACCACCUGGGAAGAUUGAACACAGGUUUCACAAUGGGGGAUCAGACAGCUAUCAUGUCAUGGGACACAGGGGGAAUUUGGAACAAGUUCAGUGACAAGUUCUAGUUUAUCCAGGAGGGAACUAAAUCCUGCUGAAGACAGGAUAGGACCAAAUCUCCAUCCCAAAGUAAACCAGCUCCCACAAAUUCAAACUGGGUAGUGGAGGCGUGCAGCACCAUUUAGCAGCUCGUGUGACUGCAUUGACCCGUGGCUCUUGGGAAGAGGGCUUUUCAAGACCAGUUGUGGGCAUACAGGCACAGUUUAUUCUGGUGCCACCUUGGCUGAUGCCACAGUUCAUGUUGAGAGCGCCAUUGUACAUUGCUCAACCCACAGAAGCACAUGCACCUUGUAGGCAUGCAGAAUAAAGCUGCAAAUAAUCAUAGUGAAUGCACGUGGCAGGCUUGUAGAAGGAGUCUUUGUACGCUGCAUUUAUUGUGAGUGCUAUUGUGAACCUGAAGUCCUCUGUUCUCUCCAGAGAACAAAUUGUUCUAACAUAUAAAGUCAGAAAUGCCCUGUUCCUUUGUCCUGAAUUUUCACUGUACACCAAAAGUUGUGGUGGAUCAGAGAAGGGGCUCUCGUCAGACUGAGGAGAGAAGAAAGUAGCACAAUCACACUGGAGUUUGUGGCAGCAUGAUGGAGGAGAGGAG
Dermochelys coriacea (leatherback sea turtle) is the source of this 6016-nucleotide messenger RNA. It is a transcript of the gene ADRB2, whose product is annotated as adrenoceptor beta 2. The record is from RefSeq and is a predicted model, not a curated record. Gene Ontology annotation, molecular function: beta2-adrenergic receptor activity; norepinephrine binding. The transcript has 3 exons. Bases 1099 to 2319 code for a protein of 406 amino acids. Gene Ontology annotation, biological process: norepinephrine-epinephrine-mediated vasodilation involved in regulation of systemic arterial blood pressure; negative regulation of smooth muscle contraction; adenylate cyclase-activating adrenergic receptor signaling pathway. Lineage: Eukaryota; Metazoa; Chordata; Testudines; Dermochelyidae. Gene Ontology annotation, cellular component: membrane.